Molecule: messenger RNA, 850 nt
Organism: Tribolium madens (black flour beetle)
Lineage: Eukaryota; Metazoa; Arthropoda; Insecta; Coleoptera; Tenebrionidae
Product: thiamine transporter 2-like
Exons: 2
Coding region: 38-733 (231 amino acids)
Biological process (GO): vitamin transport; transmembrane transport
Cellular component (GO): plasma membrane
Molecular function (GO): vitamin transmembrane transporter activity
Source: RefSeq, a predicted model, not a curated record
UGAUUUAGUUUUUGUUUUUGAAUUUAAUUUUGUCAAAAUGAUUGAAUUAGGUUACAACUAUCUUCACUGGUUUAAACGCCACUACUUCCUCUACAUAUUUGGUUUUUUAAUAUAUUUCAAACCGAUCGAACCAUUCUAUCGCGAAAUGGUUAUAUCCACCAAAAACAUCACUGAACGAGAAUUCGACGAGGAUAUUCUCCCACUGGCCGCUUAUUCGACUGUGAUAUUUGCCCUGUUGAUAUUCUUUUUUCUAAUUUUUACCUAUUUUACUCACGUGUUUAUUCUGACUCUUAUUGGAUCACUCACCUACACAAUUUCCAGUUGGAAGGGUGAAGUUGUUACCGAUCUACAAGUGUCUCAAGUGUUUUAUGGUGCUGUUGUUUCAAGCGAAAUUAUGUAUUUUGCGUCAAUUUACGUUUGUCAUGGCACAGGGAAAAAUUUUGCUAAACUGACAAGUUCCAUUAGGGCGGUACCCCUCUGUGCUAAGGUCGUUUCAGCGGUACUUGCCUAUGUUUUGACGCAAGUGGCGCUUUUGGAUUACCAAGAAUUGGUGUUUUUGAGUGUUCCAUGUAAAAAUAACGAUUUUUUUUAUAUAAAAAAAAUAAUUUUUUGCAGCUGUCGUUCAUGCACUUCCCUGUGUUUGAGAUGGAGGAACCGCCAAGUUCGAUUCGUCUUAAGAUAUCGUGGUUCAAAACACAGUUUUCUGAAACUUUUGCAAACAAACACAUCCUGAAGUGGUCUCUGUGGAGUGGUUUUAGCCUUUGUGGCUACGUCCGAAUCUCCGCUCUCAUGGAGUCGUUGUGGAAAGAAACCCAGCUGAAAAAUGACGAAACCUCCUUGAACAUUGUUG